This is a messenger RNA of Bipolaris victoriae FI3, 417 nucleotides long. RefSeq lists its product as hypothetical. Lineage: Eukaryota; Fungi; Ascomycota; Dothideomycetes; Pleosporales; Pleosporaceae. Bases 1 to 417 code for a protein of 138 amino acids. The record is from RefSeq and is a predicted model, not a curated record. The transcript is spliced from 4 exons.
AUGAAUCCACAGGAACUUACUAUACAAAAUGUUAUAGAAUAUGUCAAUUCUAUUGUUGUUAAGAGUAAGCGGGCAGCUGCGCGUUGGCACAAUGUCCCGCAAACAACGCUGCAAGGCCGACGAGCAGGCCAACAACCACACGUAAUGGCUCACCAACACCAGCAGCGAUUGACACCAGAGCAAGAGCAAUUUCUAGUACCUCACUUUAUUGCCGGUAACCCACGCGUCGCAUCGAUAGUUGGCCGAACGAUCGAGAAUGCGCGUACUACUAGCGCCAACUACGAGACUCUAGACAUACAGUAUGAAGAUACAUGGAAUAUGGACGAGACUAGAGUCGUGCUAGAGGUAUGUACAAACACUAGAGUGCUUGCAAGCUCUUCAAAAAAGAAAGCUUAUGUCGCACUCUUUGGUGCGUGA